Messenger RNA from Sinocyclocheilus anshuiensis, 2530 nucleotides. Its product is annotated as GMP reductase 1-like. The transcript has 9 exons. Gene Ontology annotation, molecular function: GMP reductase activity. Bases 59 to 1165 code for a protein of 368 amino acids. Lineage: Eukaryota; Metazoa; Chordata; Actinopteri; Cypriniformes; Cyprinidae. The record is from RefSeq and is a predicted model, not a curated record. Gene Ontology annotation, cellular component: GMP reductase complex. Gene Ontology annotation, biological process: nucleotide metabolic process.
CCUUGCCAAAUAAAGCCAUGGGGGCCUGGGCAGUGACAGCCCUUUCUACAUUAUAAAUAUGUUGUUUUUCUGCCGGUUCGGGUUUGGUGCCUGGAGCUCUGGACCAGCCCGGCUCAGGAGAUUCUCAUCCGCUCUCAGGCCUGUCACUAUGCCCCGGGUGGAUGCUGACCUCAAACUGGACUUCAAAGAUGUCCUUUUCAGACCAAAGAGGAGCAGUCUGAAGAGCAGGUCUGAGGUUGACCUGCAGAGGACCUUCACAUUCCGGAACUCAAAGCAGACUUACAAUGGCAUCCCGAUCAUCGCUGCUAACAUGGACACCACCGGCACUUUUGAGAUGGCACAGGUGCUCAGCAAGCACACUCUCUUCACAGCCAUCCAGAAGCACUACUCCCUGGAGGAGUGGAAGACUUUUGCAGCCAGUCAUCCAGAGUGCCUUGAGCAUGUGGCGGUCAGCUCGGGCAGUGGAGCAGCGGAUCUGGAGAAACUGUGCAGCAUCCUGGAGGCCAUUCCUCUCAUCCAGUACAUCUGCCUGGAUGUCGCUAAUGGCUACUCUGAACACUUUGUGGAGUUUGUAAAAAGAGUUCGGGAAAGGUUUCCAAAGCACACCAUCAUGGCGGGAAAUGUGGUGACAGGGGAGAUGGUGGAGGAACUCAUUCUGUCUGGAGCUGAUAUCAUUAAAGUGGGCAUUGGGCCAGGUAUCACAUUAGAUUUCCCAACACUGUUCUGCGCUGUUAUCGAGUGUGCUGACUCGGCCCAUGGACUGAAGGGACACAUCAUCUCUGACGGAGGCUGCAGUUGCCCUGGAGAUGUUGCUAAAGCUUUUGGUGCUGGGGCAGAUUUUGUCAUGUUAGGAGGAAUGUUAGCAGGACAUGAUCAAUGUGCUGGUGAACUCAUUGAAAAAGAUGGCAAAAAGUUCAAGCUGUUUUAUGGGAUGAGUUCAGACACUGCCAUGAAGAAGUAUGUCGGAGGGGUAGCAGAGUACAGGGCAUCGGAGGGCAGGACGGUCCAGGUGCCCUACAAAGGUGACGUGGAAAACACCAUCAGGGACAUCUUGGGCGGCUUGCGGUCCACCUGCACAUAUGUAGGAGCUGCCAAACUCAAAGAACUGAGCCGCAGGACGACCUUCAUCAGAGUCACACAGCAGUCUAGCCAAAUGUUCACUUAGUCAUGCACACUAAAAACAUACACUCACAAAUGCAGAUUCACCAGUUAAGGAAUAGUUGAGCUGAAAAUGAUAAUUCUGUUACUGUUCUGUGAAUUUGGACGCACUGUACCUUUAAAUGGCAGACACAUUCAUAAACAUAUUUCCCUCUGUCUUCAAGUUUUCUGUGCUCUUUAGAUUCAUGAAUCUACAGUAUCUGAUUCAUUAUGUAACUCUUACACUCAUACAGACAGACCCAUAGAUACUGUUUUGCUCAGGAACCUUGCUGAACCCCAACACAUUGCCUUGGAAAACCAAUUAUGUUGCAGCAUGCUCAGUUUUAUUCAUUUCAAGUUCUCUAAAGUAUGUAGUGGGUCUGCAUCUGUACGAGACAGAGGGUGAAUAAGAAAACAUCAAGUCUCUUGACAGGAUAAUUCCGAGGCGAAUUCAUUCUUUGUAACUAUGCAACCCAUUGUCUUCCUAGAGUGUAACAAUCAGCAUGACGGUUUGAGAGCUUGAGAGAAAGAAAUGCAUGUUAGUGGAGAAUUUACACACCAGCAGAGAAAAUUCUCUGCCACAUUAAGAUCUAGUCCCUGCGUGUUGUAACUUUGAGUUGAUUUGAGCAGCGAGUGGUGCAAUGUGUACUGUUGUGGACAAUUUCUGCUGGCUUGCUUCCUUUGUGAUUGUACAGAGGGUGUGGUGGGAUGUCAUAUCAGACCAGAGGAAUGUGAAAACUGCUGCACCUAAUUUCUUCAACAUGCCUUGUGCAGUUUAGAUGAGAUAGAAAAUACUUUAUUAAAUGUAUUACGAGUAAAACAUUACAUAUGGAGGAAUAAACAUCUGAACAAGAAAUGUGUUUUUUUUAUGCCUUAAAUUGCUUUAUUAUCAUCAUUAUUUUGCAAUAAUGACUGGCUGACUGUGUAUGGAACUAUAAUAUGCUAAGGAAAAUUUGUCCAUUACAACAAACAAAACAAUCAGCCUAUACACUACGGUAAUAGAAAUACUGAUGUCCUCUCAGGUAAUAGGCUAUUUUACUACAGUUGAUAACUGAAAAGCGAGAUGGCACCAAUUGAGUUUGUAUGAAACGAGAGAUAAUGGGCUUGGUUCCAAAAGUAUUUUUACCAUUAAUUUUUCACAUAAGGAUUUUUGAAAAACUCUUUGUUAAAGAGUUAUAAAACAUGAACCAAACCAACCAGCUAUGAGGUCAAUCACAACAUUACAAACUUUGAUUUGAAGUAAAAAAGUACUUGAAAAUCAGAUAAAAAGGCAAAGGUACAAGACUGAGAACGGUUUUACUGAGGGGAAAGAAAUACAAUCACACGAAGCAUUGCAAAUGCAAUAAUAAAAAAAAAAGAUAAAUAUAAACUAUUGAUUUAAAGAUGUUGAUUA